ACGAACAACUACCCACUUCUGGACUGAUUUAUGGGAAACCUUCACCGGUGAUAGUCGUUUGAAAAUCCGCAUUUUUUGAAUUUAAAUCAGCCGCCAUGUUGUGUUUGUUGAAAUGUCAAAAGGUUACUUGUUGGGUCGAGCGGACUCCAAAUAAAUAAUCAAAUUGUCCAGAGUCGAUAAAUCCGGCUAGAUAAACCCAGUGCACACACCAUGUGAAACAACUAAACAAUCUGUCCUUCACUUGUAAGUGUAAAAAAUGAAUCUCAUAACUUAAUUACCAUACGGAAGGUGAAGCAACAAUGCAGUAACCAUUUAGAAAAAAUGAAUAACUAUGUGCAACAUCUGGGCUUAACAGCUUGGCGCAGAAAAUCCGCACUGUUAAUAGCAUCAGCACUGCUUUCUUUGAUAAUAUUUGGCUUACAAUUCUCAAGACUGACCGAUAAACCCACCCUCAAGGAAGAAAAUGGAAGCCCGCAAAUGGUUGCGGACGCUCUUAUCAGUAACGUCAGAUUUGUCGAGUCGAAUCAAAAAUCCAACACCGCGAAAACCGUCACCGCUGAAUUAAGUCUGGAUGAAUUCGCCAAUAUGGAGCAACCCUUCGUAGACGGCAAUGUGCGGAAGCGAUCAGGGAAUGAGGCUUUGGAAACUGAGCAACAAAUGGGAAUUCCAUAUGUUGUGUUGAAUGCUGAGAGACCCUAUAUACCCCGGAAACGCAUAGUUCAUCUGGAUUUGAAGGGGGCGCCGCCGCUUAUCUCGUUCUUCAGGAAGUUUUUCCCGUUGAUCCGGAAUUUGGGGGCCACAGGGAUCCUUUUAGAAUAUGAAGACAUGUUCCCCUACACCGGUAUUCUAAAAAACAUAACUGCCAAAAACGCUUUCACCCCAGAACAAGUCAAAGAAAUCCUAGACUUAGCCGAAAAGUCGCAGCUUGAACUCAUUCCGUUAAUCCAGACUUUCGGUCACGUCGAGUUCGCGCUUAAGCACCCAGAAUGGGCGAAGCUGCGCGAAGUUCCCGGCAGCCCCCAAGCCCUGUGCCCCAGCCGAAACAGCUCUCUCGAUUUCGUCAAAGAAAUGGUAACCCAAAUCAUGUCCAUGCACCCCCACAUCAAAUAUCUCCACAUUGGCUGUGACGAAGUUUUCCAAAUCGGCGAAUGCGAAGUUUGCCGACUAGAACUACACGAAACUCUUUUCCUAAAGCACGUCCAAAACGUGGCCAAACUCAUCCACGAGAAAUUCCCGAAGUUGCGUUUGAUAAUAUGGGACGACAUGUUGCGUCACUUGUCCCAACAGAGCAUGCUUGAUGUGAGUCUGGGCGACAUUGUGGAACCCAUGGUGUGGGUGUACGCGGAGGAUAUCUACAGGUUUGUGCAGCCCCCGGUGUGGGACAAGUACGGGGUGGUUUUUAAGACGGCGUGGGCUGCGUCGGCUUUCAAGGGGGCGUUCGGGGAGACUUUAUCUGUACCUGAUUCUAGGAGGCAUUUGGAGAAUAAUUUGAGGUGGUUGGAGGUGAUGUCGCAGCAGGAUAAGAAUUUCAAGAGGGGGUUUACGGGGUUGGUGUUAACGGGGUGGCAGAGAUACGACCACUUUGCAGUUUUGUGUGAGUUGUUACCAGCAGGUAUACCGUCUUUAGGGUUAAGUUUAGUGGCGACUACUCAUGGGUAUUUUAAUUCGAGCUUAAAACAUAAAUUUCUGUCGGGGUUGACUUGUCCGCAGCACAAUUCGGGGCGUAAUCAACCCUUUAUUGAGUUGGAACUGGAUCCGUACCUGUGGGAUAAACUGGCGCGGUGUAUGUUCCCGGGGAGCCCGUUUUUUCGGUUAACGUUUAGGCUACACACGAUGGAAACCGAGGUCGACGACUUUAUUAAAUCUACAAAGCAGUCGAAAGGGUGGAUGACUGACUAUAACGUUAGACAUAAUUAUAGUUUACCUUUAAGGGUCGACGAGUUGACGGGUGAUUUACCGAGAAUUUAUCAUGGUACCACUGCUCUAGUCAGGUCGGCGGUAGACGCUAUGGUGGAUGUUUUUGAUAAUUAUACAAUUAGCGAAUGGAUAGAACAAAAAAUAUAUCCGUAUAUAAUUGAGUUAGAAAAAAUACAAAAUCAAAGUAUUGCGUUGAAAAGUGUCAAUCAGUGGUCUGCAAGACCAUUGCCUCCUUUGAAAGAUCUUCAAAGAUUGGGCGUUUCUAUAAAUGCGAAUUAAUUGUUGUUAUUCAUAGUUUAAACAAAGCAGUUGUGUUCAAACUGGAAACUUGAGUACCUUUAUGAUACAAUCGUUACCUAUGAUUUAUUUGCUAUUCAGUUGAAAGGAAAAAAUACUCGUAUACAGGAUGAUGUAAUACUCGAUUUAAACUACUCCUACGUCUUUAUUAAAUAUAGAAUGUUUUAUGAUAGUUGUAACUGUGUAACUGUUAUUUUAUUGUAAAUUAUAAACUGAUAACUAAGAAUCUACAAGUAACAACAAAGAGAAAUUUGUCUAUAAAUUUUUAAAAGUAAAAAUUCGUGACGUGUUACAUUUCUAAUACAGGAUUGUAUUAUAAACUGAUGUUAUAAUAUUUAAAUUUGAAAAUCAGACUCUUAAAACUGUCACUCGUAUAAUAUCAAAGAAAAUCGAAAACAUGCACUUUUUUGUUGAAGAAAUCUUCCAACAUCGGCACAAAGUUUAUACAGUAUUUAAGGUCGUCGUGCAAUUAAGCUCCACCCCCUUGGCUGACGACGAAUAAAAAAAUCAUCACAAUUGAGAUAGGGCGGGUGGGCGGAGCUUACAUUUUGUCUUUUUUUCUUAAUAAGUGUAGUCAUCCUUUCACAACAAGAAACUUAAACAUGUUUAAAAUAGUAAAUUUGUUCAGAGAAAUAUCGAUUUUACAAUUACGCUCCGCCCCUCGGUCUAACAACGAAUGAAAAAUUCAUCACGAUUGAGAUCGAGACGGAUGGGUGGGGCUUCUCGUGUGGUUUUCUUUUUAAGUAAUACAUUUAGUUUUCUUUGUAUAACACCAUUACUUAAGAACAUAUUUCACCUGGUAAUUUCUUGAUUUAAGUUUCUUGUUGCGAAAAGAAGUCUACACAUAUAUAUUAAAACAACAAAGGCAAAAUGUUAAACCCGCCCACCCGCCCUAUCUCAAUUGUGAUGAUUUUUUUUAUUUGCCGAGAACCAAGAGGGCGGGGCUUAACUGUAAAAUAUUUAUUUCUUUACACGAAAUUAAAAAUAUGGGUUUGAGCAUCGUGUUGCUCAAAGACAUCUAUGUAUGUUAAGAAAAAAGGGAUAUAGUUAAAUUUUUCAAGUUCUUGAUUUAAAUUUUUUAUUUUCUUGAUUUUCUAACUUUUGU
Molecule: messenger RNA, 3319 nt
Organism: Zophobas morio
Lineage: Eukaryota; Metazoa; Arthropoda; Insecta; Coleoptera; Tenebrionidae
Product: hexosaminidase D-like
Exons: 3
Coding region: 322-2196 (624 amino acids)
Biological process (GO): carbohydrate metabolic process
Molecular function (GO): hexosaminidase activity
Source: RefSeq, a predicted model, not a curated record